GUAAACAAGACACAGGUAAACAUGACACGCCAGUCCAUACGCCGUCGUUUCAUCCAUCUUCUUCUUUUAAGCACUGAAGAGUGAAGACUCUCCCUUCAAGGAGCCUUCUUCUCUCGCAGGCGGUUCUGAAUUUCCGAGUUUGAUCCUCCGAGUCAGGAUUUUUUGGGCUGGAAAGCACAAUGGGUGAUAGCCAGUACUCGUUUUCUCUUACCACUUUCAGUCCUUCUGGGAAGCUUGUUCAGAUUGAACAUGCGCUGACGGCAGUUGGGUCUGGCCAGACGUCGUUAGGGAUUAAAGCUGCUAAUGGAGUUGUCAUAGCAACAGAGAAGAAACUGCCAUCUAUCUUAGUUGAUGAAGCAUCUGUUCAGAAAAUUCAGUUAUUGACGCCAAACAUUGGAGUUGUUUACAGUGGCAUGGGUCCAGAUUUCAGAGUUCUGGUUCGGAAAAGUAGGAAACAGGCAGAGCAAUAUCAUCAGUUGUAUAAAGAACCGAUCCCUGUCACACAACUAGUGAGGGAAGUUGCUGCUGUUAUGCAGGAGUUCACACAGUCGGGUGGUGUAAGGCCUUUCGGAGUUUCACUGCUGGUUGCCGGCUUUGAUGACAAAGGUCCACAACUAUUUCAGGUGGACCCAUCAGGUUCUUACUUUUCUUGGAAAGCUUCUGCCAUGGGGAAAAAUGUUUCUAAUGCAAAAACAUUCCUUGAGAAAAGGUACACCGAGGACAUGGAACUUGAUGAUGCUGUCCACACAGCAAUAUUGACCCUGAAAGAAGGGUUUGAAGGACAAAUCUCUGGGAAAAACAUUGAGAUUGGCAUAAUUGGUGCUGACAAAAAAUUCAGAGUACUUACACCAGCUGAAAUAGAAGAUUACCUGGCCGAAGUGGAGUAGAUUGGGACCAAGAGAAACGGAAAGAUCAGAGCAACCAGACUACAGAGUACUCACUGCUUUCGGGAGUUUUGUAGUACCCCCCGCUUUGUUGUUCUAGCAAAACAUGCUUUCGGGUUUUCUUUCUUCAACUAUUGUGCUUAUUUUGUAAAAUGCUGUUAAACCUAAUCGUUACUCGCUUCUAACGAUGGUACAUGCUUGUGGCUCUGGCUUUUUCCUCAAUAACUGCAAGCUCCAGUA
Molecule: messenger RNA, 1124 nt
Organism: Pyrus x bretschneideri (Chinese white pear)
Lineage: Eukaryota; Viridiplantae; Streptophyta; Magnoliopsida; Rosales; Rosaceae
Product: proteasome subunit alpha type-2-A
Biological process (GO): ubiquitin-dependent protein catabolic process
Cellular component (GO): proteasome core complex; proteasome core complex, alpha-subunit complex
Source: RefSeq, a predicted model, not a curated record